AUGGAAAACAAAACAAAGCAAAAAUUGGGGAUGAAAAGCCAUGUAAUAUUGCAAAGUGAGGAUUUAAUGGAGUAUAUACUAGCCACUAGUGUGUUCCCAAGAGAACCACAGCCUCUCAAGGAGCUGAGGGAAGCUACUGCAAAACACCCUUUUGCAUUUCUGGGCGCAUCACCAGAUGCAGGUCAGUUAAUGGCUAUGCUCUUGAAGUUAAUGAACGCAAAGAAGACCAUUGAAAUUGGGGUCUUCACUGGAUACUCUCUUCUCCUCACUGCUCUUUCCUUACCUCAUGAUGGCCAGAUUACAGCUGUAGAUCCCGAUCGGAAAGCCUACGAGAUAGGGUUGCCAUUUAUAGAAAAAGCUGCCGUUGAACACAAGAUUAACUUUAUCGAGUCACAAGCUUUACCGGUUCUUGAUGAUCUUACACAAGACCUAAAGAAUGAAGGGAGUUUUGACUUUGCUUUUGUUGAUGCGGACAAGAACAAUUACUGGAGUUACCAUGAGAGGCUGUUGAAACUGGUUAAGGUUGGGGGGCUGAUUGUCUAUGAUAACUCGUUGUGGGGAGGAAACGUUGCUGCUCCUGAAGAGGCUAUUCCAGAAAAGAAAAGAGCCUCGACAAAGAUUACAAUUGAGUUUAACAGUUUCGUCGCUGCUGACUCUCGUGUUGAAAUAUCUCAUGCUUCUGUGGGUGAUGGCAUGCUCAUCUGCAGGCGAAUUUGCUAG
Messenger RNA from Juglans microcarpa x Juglans regia, 720 nucleotides. RefSeq names its product probable caffeoyl-CoA O-methyltransferase At4g26220. The transcript has 5 exons. The coding region runs from base 1 to 720 and encodes 239 amino acids. The record is from RefSeq and is a predicted model, not a curated record. Gene Ontology annotation, molecular function: S-adenosylmethionine-dependent methyltransferase activity; O-methyltransferase activity. NCBI's taxonomy places the organism in Eukaryota, Viridiplantae, Streptophyta, Magnoliopsida, Fagales, Juglandaceae.